Molecule: messenger RNA, 7401 nt
Organism: Drosophila elegans
Lineage: Eukaryota; Metazoa; Arthropoda; Insecta; Diptera; Drosophilidae
Gene: ck
Product: myosin-VIIa
Exons: 12
Coding region: 456-6959 (2167 amino acids)
Cellular component (GO): cytoskeleton; myosin complex
Molecular function (GO): ATP binding; protein binding; cytoskeletal motor activity
Source: RefSeq, a predicted model, not a curated record
UCCACCUCUAGACGAUCGUUGUUUCGAAGUUUGCUCCGCGGUUGGCGUAUUUGUAUUCGGUUCUUUUUCGCUGCAAGUUCAAAUUAACUCGGCCAAUAAACAAGUGCAAUAAGGCCCGAAAAUGCCAAACAGUCUGUAGCGCCUAAUUAACCUGUUGCUCGGUCGACUUGUGCUGGAAAAGCUUACUAAACAAUCGGCGCGCUGCACUUUUCCUGCGGUUGUCGGUGCGUGACCUAUUUAUGUAACCUGUUUUUAAAAAAGAAUAUCCCGCUUUCGACUGGUCCAAAAAGUGUUAAUUAAACCGCAAUACGAGACCUACAGUUCAGUUCCAAAAAGAGAAGAGUGCAAAUUCUGAGGCAACAAUUAAGAAAAAUAAUACAAGAGGCAGCAGCGAAGAGGAACGGGCUUUUGUCUCUGGAUGCCAACGCAGGAUCAGUAAAUGAAGGACGACGAAUAUGGUGAUUGUAACACGUGGUGACUACAUCUGGAUAGAGCCCGCCUCGGGGCGAGAAUUCGAUGUGGCCAUUGGAGCACGUGUCGUCUCCGCGGAGGGUCGUCGCAUCCAGGUGCGCGAUGACGAUGGCGACGAGGUCUGGUUGGCCCCCGAGCGCCGCAUCAAGGCCAUGCACGCGUCCUCCGUCCAGGGAGUGGAGGACAUGAUUUCCCUGGGCGAUCUGCACGAGGCUGGUAUCUUGCGGAAUCUGCUUAUACGCUACAAAGAGAAUCUGAUCUACACCUAUACCGGUUCCAUAUUGGUUGCCGUUAAUCCCUACCAGAUCCUGCCUAUCUACACGGCCGAUCAGAUCAAGCUCUACAAAGAACGUAAAAUCGGAGAACUUCCGCCGCACAUCUUUGCGAUUGGAGAUAAUGCGUAUGCGCACAUGAAACGAUAUCGCCAGGAUCAGUGCAUCGUGAUAUCCGGAGAGUCGGGAGCUGGCAAAACCGAGAGCACAAAGUUGAUCCUGCAGUAUCUGGCUGCGAUCAGUGGCAAGCAUUCGUGGAUCGAGCAGCAAAUCCUCGAGGCGAAUCCCAUUCUGGAAGCCUUCGGAAAUGCCAAAACCAUUCGCAAUGACAAUUCAUCGAGGUUUGGCAAAUACAUAGACAUACACUUUAGCGCCAAUGGCGUGAUCGAGGGAGCCAAAAUCGAACAAUAUCUGCUGGAGAAGUCACGAAUUGUUUCCCAAAAUCAUAGUGAACGCAAUUAUCAUGUGUUUUACUGCAUUUUGGCCGGACUAUCGGCGGAGGAGAAGAGUCGCCUUGAUCUUGGCAUGGCUGCUGAUUAUAAAUAUCUGACUGGUGGCAAUAGCAUAACAUGCGAGGGACGCGAUGAUGCUGCCGAAUUUUCCGACAUUCGAUCCGCCAUGAAGGUUCUGCUCUUCUCCGAUCAGGAAAUCUGGGAGAUUAUCAAGCUGUUGGCUGCCCUGCUGCACUGUGGCAACAUCAAGUACAAGGCAACUGUGGUGGAUAAUCUGGACGCCACCGAGAUACCGGAGCACAUCAAUGUGGAGCGUGUGGCCGGACUGCUUGGACUUCCCAUUCAGCCGCUGAUUGACGCUCUGACACGUCGCACACUAUUUGCUCACGGCGAGACGGUGGUGUCCACUCUGUCGCGGGAUCAAUCUGUGGAUGUGCGCGAUGCCUUCGUAAAGGGCAUUUACGGACGAAUGUUUGUGCACAUCGUCCGGAAGAUAAACACGGCUAUUUUCAAGCCGCGCGGCACCUCACGGAACGCCAUCGGAGUGCUGGACAUCUUUGGCUUUGAGAACUUCGAUCAGAACAGCUUUGAGCAGUUUUGCAUCAAUUAUGCCAAUGAGAAUCUGCAGCAGUUCUUUGUGCAGCACAUUUUCAAACUGGAACAGGAGGAGUACAACCACGAGGCCAUCAAUUGGCAGCAUAUCGAGUUUGUGGACAAUCAGGAUGCCCUUGACUUGAUAGCUAUUAAGCAGCUGAACAUUAUGGCUUUGAUCGAUGAGGAGGCCCGCUUUCCCAAGGGCACGGAUACAACGAUGCUGGCCAAACUGCACAAGACCCAUGGAGCGCACAAGAACUAUCUGAAGCCCAAGUCGGACAUUAACACCAGCUUCGGAUUGAACCACUUUGCCGGCGUAGUGUUUUACGAUACGCGUGGAUUUCUAGACAAAAACCGAGACACCUUCAGUCCUGAUCUCCUGCACUUGGUUAGCCAGAGUGGCAACAAGUUCCUGCGCCAAAUCUUUGCCCAGGACAUUGAAAUGGGUGCAGAGACGAGGAAGCGAACGCCCACACUGUCCACUCAGUUCAGGAAAUCGCUAGAUGCGCUGAUGAAGACGCUCUGCAGCUGUCAGCCAUUCUUUAUUCGAUGUAUCAAACCCAACGAGCUGAAAAAGCCGAUGAUGUUCGACCGUGGUUUGUGCUGUCGUCAGCUGCGUUACUCUGGCAUGAUGGAAACGAUCCGGAUUCGUCGUGCUGGCUAUCCCAUUCGGCAUGGAUUCCGGGAGUUCGUAGAACGGUAUCGUUUUCUAAUACCCGGAGUGCCGCCAGCUCAUCGCACGGAUUGCCAGGCGGCUACUUCAAGGAUUUGUGCCGUGGUUCUGGGCAAGUCCGACUAUCAACUGGGCCACACCAAGGUCUUCCUGAAGGAUGCCCACGAUCUGUUUCUGGAACAGGAGCGAGAUCGAGUGUUGACGCGAAAAAUCCUCAUUUUGCAGCGCAGCAUUCGUGGUUGGGUGUACCGACGAAGGUUCCUGCGCCUGCGCGCCGCUGCCAUCACAGUGCAGAGAUUCUGGAAGGGCUAUGCCCAGCGCAAACGUUACCGGAACAUGCGAGUGGGCUACAUGCGUUUGCAGGCCCUAAUCCGAUCGAGAGUCCUGUCCCAUCGAUUCCGCCAUCUAAGGGGUCACAUUGUCGGUCUGCAGGCCCAUGCUCGGGGAUAUCUGGUGAGGCGGGAGUAUGGUCACAAGAUGUGGGCCGUCAUCAAGAUCCAGUCGCAUGUGCGACGAAUGAUUGCCAUGCGUCGGUACCGGAAACUUCGCUUGGAGCACAAGCAGUUCGCCGAGGUGCUCCAGCUUCGCAAGCUGGAGGAGCAGGAGCUACUGCAUCGCGGCAAUAAGCAUGCCCGGGAAAUUGCCGAACAACAUUACCGAGAUCGAUUGCACGAACUGGAGCGUCGGGAGAUUCAGGAACAAAUGGAAAAUCGUCGUCGAGUGGAGGUCAAUAUGAAUAUUAUCAAUGAUGCAGCACGCAAACAGGAGGAGCCGGUGGACGAUGGCAAACUGGUGGAGGCCAUGUUCGACUUUCUGCCCGAUUCCAGUAGCGAUGCACCCACUCCGCAUGGCGGUAGAGAAACGUCCGUGUUCAAUGAUUUGCCCCAUGCGCAAAACGUCAACCAGGAGGAUAUUAUUGCACCCAUGCACAUCUCCGAGGAUGAGGAAGAUCUGUCGGAAUUCAAGUUUCAGAAAUUCGCAGCCACUUACUUUCAGGGGAAUGUGAAUCAUCAGUAUGCUAAGAAGGCUCUAAAGCACCCACUUCUUCCACUUCACACGCAAGGCGAUCAACUUGCGGCGCAGGCCUUGUGGAUCACAAUACUCAGGUUCACUGGUGAUAUGCCGGAGCCCAAGUAUCAUACAAUGGAUCGAAUGGAUACCACAUCCGUAAUGUCCAAGGUCACGGCCACAUUGGGGCGUAAUUUUAUAAGGAGUAAGGAAUUCCAAGAGGCUCAGCUCAUGGGCCUGGAUCCCGAUGCCUUUCUCAAGCAAAAACCGCGCUCGAUCCGCCACAAACUGGUAUCUCUGACCCUGAAACGAAAGAACAAGUUGGGCGAAGAUGUGCGCCGACGGCUGCAGGACGACGAAUACACGGCGGAUAGCUACCAAUCGUGGCUGCAAUCGCGUCCCACCUCGAACCUGGAGAAGCUGCACUUCAUCAUUGGCCAUGGCAUCCUGCGAGCCGAGCUGCGUGACGAAAUCUACUGCCAGAUAUGCAAGCAGCUGACCAACAACCCCCUGAAGUCCUCGCAUGCCAGGGGAUGGAUUCUGCUCUCACUGUGCGUGGGCUGCUUUGCGCCUUCGGAGAAGUUUGUCAACUAUUUGAGGGCCUUCAUCCGUGAGGGUCCGCCGGGAUAUGCGCCGUAUUGUGAGGAGCGACUGAAGCGAACCUUCAACAAUGGAACCCGCAAUCAACCGCCUUCGUGGCUGGAGUUGCAGGCCACCAAAUCGAAGAAGCCCAUUAUGCUCCCGAUUACGUUUAUGGAUGGCAAUACGAAGACUCUGCUGGCCGACUCCGCCACCACGGCCCGGGAGCUGUGCAAUCAAUUGUCGGACAAGAUAACGCUCAAAGAUCAGUUCGGUUUCUCACUGUACAUAGCGCUGUUCGACAAAGUCAGCUCCUUGGGCAGUGGCGGCGACCAUGUGAUGGACGCCAUCUCACAGUGCGAGCAGUAUGCAAAGGAGCAGGGCGCCCAGGAGCGAAACGCGCCGUGGCGUCUGUUCUUCCGCAAGGAAAUCUUUGCACCCUGGCACGAGCCCACCCACGAUCAGGUGGCCACGAACCUCAUUUACCAGCAGGUCGUUAGGGGUGUUAAAUUUGGCGAAUAUCGCUGCGACAAGGAGGAGGACCUGGCCAUGAUUGCUGCGCAGCAAUACUUUAUCGAAUACUCUACAGAUAUGUCCAUGGAGCGGUUGUUCACCCUGCUGCCCAACUUUAUACCCGACUUUUGUCUCAGCGGUGUGGACAAGGCCAUCGAACGCUGGGCCGCUUUGGUUCUGCAGGCCUAUAAGAAAUCCUACUAUGUCAAGGACAAGAUUGCGCCGCUGAAGAUAAAAGAGGACAUCGUCAGCUAUGCCAAGUACAAGUGGCCCCUGCUCUUUUCGCGCUUCUACGAAGCCUAUCGCAACUCAGGUCCGAAUCUGCCCAAGAACGAUGUCAUCAUAGCGGUCAACUGGACGGGCGUCUAUGUGGUGGACGAUCAGGAGCAGGUCCUGCUCGAAUUAAGCUUCCCCGAAAUCACAGCCGUAUCCAGUCAGAAGACCAACAAAGUGUUCACCCAGACAUUCAGUCUAUCCACGGUUCGGGGCGAGGAGUUCACGUUCCAGAGUCCCAAUGCUGAGGAUAUUCGAGAUCUGGUUGUCUACUUCUUGGAUGGCCUGAAAAAGCGUUCGAAAUUUGUUAUAGCCCUUCAGGACUAUCGCGCACCUUCGGAUGGUACGAGUUUUCUGUCAUUCUUCAAGGGUGAUCUGAUCAUACUCGAGGACGAAUCCUGCGGUGAAUCAGUGCUUAACAACGGCUGGUGCAUAGGUCGCUGCGAUCGCUCCCAGGAGCGUGGCGAUUUCCCAGCCGAAACGGUCUAUGUCCUGCCGACGCUUAGUAAACCACCGCAGGAUAUUCUCGCCCUGUUUAACAUCGAGGAGGCCCAUCAUGGACGUCGUUUGAGCAUGGCUUCCAAUGGCGGUGCGGUGGAGCCAAGGGAUCGACCGCAUACGUUAAUGGAGUACGCCCUGGACCAUUUCCGUUUGCCCCCGAAACGCACCAUGUCCAAGACACUCACCCUGAGCUCGAAACGAAGUGAAGAACUGUGGCGCUAUGCCCGGGAUCCCAUCAAGGCGCCGCUGCUACGCAAGUUGCAAAGCAAAGAGGAGUUCGCCGAGGAAGCCUGCUUCGCCUUUGCGGCCAUACUGAAGUAUAUGGGAGAUCUGCCUUCGAAGCGACCCCGGAUGGGCAACGAAAUCACGGAUCACAUAUUUGAUGGACCGCUUAAGCACGAGAUUCUGCGCGAUGAGAUCUAUUGUCAGCUGAUGAAACAGUUGACGGACAACCGCAACCGGAUGUCCGAGGAGAGGGGCUGGGAGCUGAUGUGGUUGGCCACUGGACUGUUUGCCUGCUCGCAGGGUUUGCUCAAGGAGUUGCUGCUGUUCCUGCGCAGUCGGCGUCAUCCCAUCUCACAGGACUCAAUGCAUCGACUGCAAAAGACCAUACGCCAUGGACAACGCAAAUAUCCACCGCAUCAGGUGGAGGUGGAGGCCAUACAGCACAAAACCACACAGAUCUUCCACAAGGUCUACUUCCCGGACGACACGGACGAAGCCUUCGAGGUGGACAGCUCCACGCGGGCCAAGGACUUCUGCAACAACAUCUCGCAACGCCUAUCGCUUCGCACCAGCGAGGGCUUCUCCCUGUUUGUGAAGAUUGCCGAUAAGGUCAUCUCGGUGCCCGAAGGCGAUUUCUUCUUCGACUUCGUACGCCAUCUGACCGACUGGAUAAAGAAGGCGCGACCCAUACGCGAUGGGGCGAAUCCGCAGUUCACCUACCAGGUCUUCUUCAUGAAGAAACUGUGGACGAACACAGUGCCAGGCAAGGAUCGGAAUGCCGAUCUCAUAUUCCACUAUCACCAGGAGUUGCCCAAGCUGUUGCGCGGCUAUCACAAGUGUUCCCGGGAGGAGGCGGCCAAGCUGGCGGCUCUCGUCUUUCGCGUUCGCUUCGGUGAAAAUAAACAAGAACUGCAGGCCAUACCGCAAAUGCUGAGAGAACUUAUUCCAUCGGAUAUUAUGAAAAUGCAGAGCACUAGCGAAUGGAAACGAUCGAUUGUGGCCUCUUAUAACCAGGAUGGCGGCAUGACUUCCGAAGAUGCCAAAGUGGCCUUCUUAAAGAUCGUUUACAGAUGGCCAACCUUUGGUUCCGCUUUCUUCGAGGUGAAACAAACCACCGAACCAAACUAUCCCGAAAUGCUACUAAUAGCCAUUAACAAACACGGCGUGAGUCUCAUACACCCAGUGACCAAGGAUAUAUUGGUCACACAUCCUUUUACACGCAUCUCGAACUGGUCCUCGGGCAAUACAUAUUUCCACAUGACCAUCGGCAAUCUGGUGAGGGGCUCGAAACUGUUGUGCGAAACGUCGCUGGGCUACAAGAUGGACGAUCUGCUGACUUCAUAUAUUUCGUUGAUGUUGACCAAUAUGAACAAGAAUCGAACAAUACGAGCCAACUAGUAAAUCCUACAAUUACCGCAAAUAUUUAUAAUAAUUAUAAAUAACAAUUGCAAUAACUUAUACAUGCCUAGUACUUUCUAGUUUUAAGUGAUUCCUUAUACCCACCCCCUUUGUUCUAAUUGCAUUCCCUCCUCGGAGAAAUCAUUCCAAUUUUGGCCUUGUUCAGCUAUCGAUUAUACCAAACCAAUUUCCAAUUUUGUUUGUUUUUAUUUGUAUAAAUUUUGCAAUUAUGCUCUUAGUUAUUCUUAUGGCACAUUCCGAUUAAAUUAUUAAAUACGAUGUUUUGUAUGAAGAAAAGGUCUUACAUAUCCAUAGAUAAGCAUUUGUAUCUACGCAUUUUGCAUCUAUCUCUUUGUAUAUCCUAACUGCAUAUCUGUACUGAUGACGUUUUGUAUCAAAUACAUAGAAAUGUUCAAUUAUUAAAUAAAUUAUAUACAAUUUA